Molecule: messenger RNA, 1518 nt
Organism: Symbiodinium pilosum
Lineage: Eukaryota; Dinophyceae; Suessiales; Symbiodiniaceae
Source: the annotation of a GenBank genome assembly
AUGCCAGGCCAACUCGGAGUGAUUCUGAUUAAACUUACUACGGUUCAUGCGUCCAUCUGCCACAUCUACGCAGGCGCCCGCAGCAGUCAACGGCAAAGUUUCGUUCAAAGCAUAGUGGAAGCUGCGCGCCUAUCCCUGGACCCUGCGCCAGGAGCGGUGGAUAAGACCGCAGUUUGGGGCCUGUACUGCAUGUAUGGGAUCGUAGGGCUGAUCUACGGCUUUGUUUCGAACUACAUCAACAUCCCGAUCUGUCAAUACGUCUUUGGCCCACUUGGGGCCUCUGGACGCGCUUCGGUGCAGCAAUGUAACAUCUCGGUGUCACUUACCCAGAUGCCCUGGAACUUCAAGAUCUUCUAUGGUCUCCUGCUAGAUCAGAUCGGACUCUGCGGCAGUAGGCGGCGGGGAUGGAUCAUCUUUGGAUGGACCACAUCACUGGUCAUCCUAGCCUGCAUGUCGAUCCUGGCACAAAAUCUUGCGGACGAGGGCAACUUUGCAGUGUACAUGAUGCUACUUGUGGUCAUGUGUUUCUUCUACAUCUUUGCGGAUGUGGCUGGAGAUGGGAUGACCAUUGAGUUGAGCAAGUUGGAGCCGCCUGAAACGAGAGGCUACAUCCUCACCACGGGCCAGAUGGUCCGCUUUGCCACGACAACGCUUACCAACGUGCUCGGCAUUUUGGCGAUGAAUGGCAAGUACUACUACCCUCCCGAGCGGCAGGGUGAUUCCAAUGACACCAUCUUCUCGUUCGAGCUUUCGUUCUGGGAGGUGCACCUGGUCUUGGUUUGCAUGGCCUUGCCCUUUUGGGGCUUCAUGGUCUACCUCUUGCAGGAUCCUCCGCAGCAGGUGGUCACGAUGCAUAGCCCGCAGGAUGUGGCAAAGGUCAUGUGGAAGGUCAUGAAGACCAAAGUCAUGCUCUACCUCAUCAUCUUCGCGUUGGGCAACAUGGCCAUCGCUAGCCUGCUGAAUCCGGCUCAGAACAUAAUUGCGUUUAUCGCUGCGCCCUCGACACUUCAGAACUCGGUUGGCACCUUUGCUGGGAACGCGAUGUUCCUUCUAGGCGUGUUCCUCUUCCGGCGAUAUUUCAUGACGCGAAACUGGCGCAUGACAUUCGUAUGGACUGCCAUGAUACUUGCCUUAAACAAUGGCUUCCAGCUCAUGGUCAUUUACAACGCAUGGGGAAUCGGUCAAGACGGCUGGUUCUAUGCUUUUGGCAGCAACAUUUUGAUGGUGAUCCAGGGGAUCGCGCAGGUGCUGUCAAGCCUCGCAGUCGUGGAAAUAUCACCUGCGGGCUACGAGGCUUCCGUGUAUGAGUUCCUGACGACCAUCCACAAUGCCGGAAUUACCUUGAAUUCGAACCUGCAGAACUUGUUUGUUCCCAUCUUCCAUUUGAACGGCAUCGCUCAAUCUUACUUUCCGACUCCAAGCAAUCCCAACCCACCGCAAGAUGAGUUUAACGCCGAUAUGGCCCGGGCGACGUAUUUCACGAACCCCGGCUGCAGUGAGGACUUGUACAUGGUUUAG